GCCAAUUACGCUAGAUAUCAGUGACUCACGAAAGUGCUUGACUUAGAUCGAUCCAGACCGUCGAGCAGCAUGAGCGGGCGAAAACUCAACCCCGAAGAGCAAAAGCUCCACAAAGCUGCGCUUUCCAGCCCAGACAAGGUAUUAACCUCAAAAGAAGCUGAAAAAAUCAUCCCAGAUGUAUCUGCGCGCACUGCAGCAGUCAACUUCCUUCUGGGAGCUGGCAUGCUCAAAGUCCUGUCCAAUGCAGCAGGCAUCAUCUCCUUCCGAGCUGUGAUGAAAAAGGAGAUAGAAGUGAAAAAAGAUAUGAGCGGUGAAGAGGCCAUGGUACUUGGUCAUAUUCAAGCUUCGGCAAAUGAAGGCAUCUGGACGAAACACCUAAAAGCCAAAACAGAAUUGCACCAAACUGUCAUCGAUAGAUGCCUCAAAUCACUCGUUCAGAAGCAGCUUGUGAAGGCUAUCAAAGCUGUCAGGCACCCAACCCGCAAGAUCUACAUGCUUGCGCACCUAGAACCUUCAGUCGAGCUCACAGGUGGGCCAUGGUACACUGACAAUGAACUCGACACAGAAUUCAUCAAGCUCCUCUCAACCGCAUGUCUGCAUUACAUCCGGGACCGCUCCUUCCCAAAACAAAGCUCCAAAGCUUCCCAAAAUGAAUACAAACUCUACUCCGUAGGCACUGCACCCUCGUACCCAUCUGCUCAGCACAUCCAGCAUUUCUUAAGUAAGAGCAAAAUCACAGAGACGCAAUUGGGCGUUGAGCAUGUUGAGAUGCUUUUGAGAGUAUUGGAGUUGGACGGAGAGAUCGAGAAGUUACCUGCGUUCACAGCAUCUGCUUGGGACGCUACAGUCGACCCUGACGGUUCGACUCGGACUCGGAACUCAGAUGCAGCUGCUCGCACAAAGCGUAAACGCAGCUCAUCAAAAAAGAAGAAAGGAAGUAAAACUAAAACGCAAAAACGGCGGCGUAUGGAGGAAUCAAGCGGUCUCAGUGAAGGCGACAGUGAUGAUGACGAGUCUCAAGAUGAGGAACGGCAGAGACAGAAGAGGAAGCGAAGGAAGAAGGAAGAGAGCGAUGAGGAGGAGGAUCGCAAGAGUAAGAAGAAAAAGAAACGAAAAAGCCGAGAACAAGAGGAUGAAAGCGGGAGUGAAGAUAGUGAUGAUGAUGAUCGUAAGUCCUCGACGUCUAAACGCAAGGGCAAGGGCAAAGGGAAGAAGCUGGAUGAUUCUUCUGACGAUGAUUCUAAAUCUGAAUCUGACUCCGACGAUCAUCGCUCGAAAUCGAAAUCGAGCUCAAAAUCAAAGUCGAAGAAAACGAAAACAAAGACAAAAACAAAGACAGGGAAGAAGCCACCUUCAAGUUCAAAACGCGUUAAGUUCGAGCCUCCGGAGGUAGAUGACAAUAUCAUCGUCGGAGGAGCCUUUGUCUACCGAGCUAUCCGCCAAGAACGAGUAGCGCUAGGAUGGUCUCAAGCUCCAUGCGGUAGAUGUCCAGUAUUUGACUUCUGUCGCGACAAGGGGCCUACGAACCCACAAGAUUGCGUGUAUUACGGGGAGUGGUUGAAUUUCAAGGGGACGUGUGAAGGGGCGUCAGGGGUUGCGAAAGGGGAAGUAAAGUGACAAGAAGUACAUGUUGGUAACGCUCGCGUAACUCUGUUCUUAUACAUGCGAUAUGUACCCGGUCUCAAGGAUUGAGAAUGAUGACUUCCUUGUCCUUAUGCUGAAAGUCUCAUGCUGCGACAAAAAAACAGGCCCC
This is a messenger RNA of Suillus bovinus, 1753 nucleotides long. RefSeq names its product RNA polymerase Rpc34 subunit-domain-containing protein. The record is from RefSeq and is a predicted model, not a curated record. Gene Ontology annotation, cellular component: RNA polymerase III complex. NCBI's taxonomy places the organism in Eukaryota, Fungi, Basidiomycota, Agaricomycetes, Boletales, Suillaceae. Gene Ontology annotation, biological process: transcription by RNA polymerase III. Bases 70 to 1617 code for a protein of 515 amino acids. The transcript is spliced from 9 exons.